AUGGGCCGACCAACGCCAGUGUUUGCUCUGAGGCAUUCACCGCCACUGUCGAGUAUCACCUUGACGUUCGAAUGCGGGUGGGAAGAGCUCGAGCGAGUCUACGCAUACAAGUUGAUGCUUUCCAACUCGGCACCUCAUCUAAAGACCCUGCGAAUCACCUUUACUCAGCUUCCACGCCAAUGCAUUCCGAAACGCUGGCAGAAGACUAUGCACUCACUCGCGUACGUUCUGAAGGACUUGGAGCUACCUCAACUCGAAAGUCUGACCAUCAGUCGCACCACUGACUGGGACCCUGAGAACGACAUACGCUGGGAGAAUCGUCCAAUCUCCGUGGCUGGCAUAGACUGGGAAACCUUACUGCAACCUUCCAUGGUUACACUGACAAACCUGGCCUUCGAGAAUGUCCUCGUUAACUACUAUGACGCUGAGAAGUCGCCGGUGAGCCUUGCGGUCUCAACGCGCAGACUGCUGCACCAUCUCGCAGACAAAGGUCAAGCGCUACAGCGGGUUUUCUGGAAGAUUGCCAGGUAUGAGCAUUCACCACGUUGCCCGACUCGAGUACCGGUUUCAUCAUCGGGAUUGUCUUUUCCGCAUUGUAUCGCCGACUGCAAUGGCUACGAGGCGCACGGAAGUGUCAGCACCCCGACAGCUGAAAUGGACGGGCUUGCUGAGGAGAUGGGUGUUGCCCUUCAUGAGAGUGAGCAAAGCUGGGAGUUCGGGGAGUGGGUUGUUGGGACGUCGGCGAUGAGGAGGGCGGCGGCGGCGGCGGCGGCGGCGAAGGAGGAGGAGACAUGA
This is a messenger RNA of Saxophila tyrrhenica, 795 nucleotides long. RefSeq lists its product as uncharacterized. The coding region runs from base 1 to 795 and encodes 264 amino acids. The transcript has a single exon. Lineage: Eukaryota; Fungi; Ascomycota; Dothideomycetes; Mycosphaerellales; Extremaceae. The record is from RefSeq and is a predicted model, not a curated record.